AUGGCACCGAGCGACGCGGAUACAGUUCACACUCCCCUUCUGUCCAAUACUCCUUCCCCACCAGACAACACGCUCAGCCAGAAUCCGCCGGCCGAAGAUGACGUUGCCGCAACUCCGCCGGCAGGCACAGAAGUCGAGGUGCCAAUGGCGGUGCGGAAGCGCCUCUACGUCUCGCAUUUCCUCUCAACAUGGAAUUCGCGCGUCUUUGAGUUCGGUGCCGUGCUUUACCUCGCGUCCAUCUAUCCUGGGACCUUGCUGCCGAUGUCGGUGUAUGCGUUGAGCCGGCAAGCAUCGGCCAUAGUCUUGUCUCCGGUCAUCGGGCGAUUCAUCGACAACAGCAACAGGCUCAAGGUCGUGAGGCUGUCAAUUGUCCUACAAAGAUUUACCGUUGCAACUUCUUGCGCCCUCUUCUGGUUCCUGGCCACAGGAUGGAGCUGGGUCAAGGCUCUGCAGUCCGGCGCACUGGCUAUUCUGGCAGUGCUUGCUUGCAUUGAGAAGCUUUGCGCUAUUAUGAACCUUAUUUCAGUUGAGAGGGACUGGGUCGUUGUGAUUGCCGAAGAGAAUGAAGGAGCUCUGAGAGUCUUGAACGCACAGAUGCGCCGAAUUGACCUCAUUUGCAAACUUGCCGGACCAUUCUUCAUCUCCAUCCUCGACGGCGUAUCAACCGAAAUCGCCAUCCUGGUCAACCUCGGCAUGAACCUCGCCUCCAUCCUCAUCGAGUACUUCGCCAUCGCCCGAGUCUACCAAAUCGUCCCCGCCCUCCAACAACCCAAAUCCUCCUCCUCCUCCUCCACUCCCCACUGCCCCCGCAGCAAUGGCCUCCUCCAAACCAUCACCCACGACCUAACAACCUACUUCCGCCACCGCGCUGUGCUGCCCUCUUUCGCAGGGGCCCUGCUCUACCUCACCGUGCUCUCCUUCUCGGGCCAGAUGGUCACGUACCUCCUCUCCGCCGGCUUCAACUCGAUCCACAUCGCCAUCGCGCGCACCGUCUCCGUCGCCUUCGAGCUCUCCGCGACGUGGAUAACGCCGCGCGUGAUGGCCCGCAUAGGGCCGAUCCGGACGGGUAUCUGGUUCGUCACGUGGCAGUCGCUGUGUCUGGCAGGUGGUGCGUCUGUGUUCUGGGGCGUGCAGGACAGGCCACUGGUGGCGGCGGGGGGCUUGGUCGCGGGGUCGAUUUUGAGUCGGGUGGGGUUGUGGGGGUAUGAUCUUUCGGCGCAGGUUAUCAUCCAGGAGGAAGUCGAGGCCGACCGCCGCGGCGCCUUCUCGUCGGUCGAAGCGUCCUGGCAGAGCGCCUUCGAGCUGUGCUCGUACGCGUCGACGAUCGUCUGGGCGCGGCCGGACCAGUUCCAGUGGCCGGUCUUGCUGAGCUGUGUGGCUGUGUUCAGUGCGGGCGGGCUGUAUGCGUCGUUUGUGCGCGUGCGGAGGGGACAUUUGCUGCAUUUCUCGAAGUGCAUCGAGCACCGGCCGGGUAAGGGAAGGCAGGGGCACGACGGGGCGCAGGGGUAUGAGAGGCUGGUGCAGUCGCCGAAUGUGUGA
Molecule: messenger RNA, 1539 nt
Organism: Lasiodiplodia theobromae
Lineage: Eukaryota; Fungi; Ascomycota; Dothideomycetes; Botryosphaeriales; Botryosphaeriaceae
Product: Iron-regulated transporter
Exons: 6
Coding region: 1-1539 (512 amino acids)
Biological process (GO): iron ion transmembrane transport
Cellular component (GO): membrane
Molecular function (GO): iron ion transmembrane transporter activity
Source: RefSeq, a predicted model, not a curated record